GUUUAGGAAGAUGACACCGAUUGUUAUCAGUUCAUCGCCAACGUUGGGGAUCGGCCAUCAACAUUUCCUUUGACUGAUUGAUGAGAUAUUCCGGGUUUGAAAACAAAAUUAAUGUUCACAGGAGAUGUUUACCUCAACCUUCCCACCGGCCUCCGCGAAGAACUUGCGUCAAUGAGAAACCAGACGACAACAAACGACCAAAAACUCACCGUGACUCUCUCGUUGCGGCUGGACCUCAAAAUGGCGCAAUUGAAUGUUUCCAGCACUGUUGAAUCUGGCAUGAUAGCUAGUCCAGAAUUGAUGAAUGUGACAGACUACACCGAUUCCUUGAAAGUUUCAGCACACAUCCCUUCUCUUCCAACACUCUCGGAUGACCUGGUGUUUCAAACCGGCAUAACCAUCGCUUUUCUCGUCGCCUAUGGUAUUGUCAUGGUGCCCGCCAUUCUGGGCAACCUCUUCAUUAUUUUUGCCGUGGUGUGCUACCGGGAGCUCCGCUCCCAGCACUCCAACAUCUACAACAUCAACUUGGCCGUCUGCGACCUGAUGGUGGUGGUAGCGGAAUGCCCGCUCUUCAUAGUCCAGUUCCUGAUCCGGGGCGAGACCGCGGCUGCCUUCUUCACGAACGCCGUGUGCCAUCUGACCUUCUUUGUGAGCGGUUUCUUCGGCACCUGUUGCAUCCUGACCAUGUUGGCAAUUGGGGUGGAGCGCUACUGCGCCGUUAUGCACCCCUUGCAGAUGAUCGGAGAGAAUAAAUCCACCAGGGCGAGGGGUGUUAUCUUCUUCUUCUGGUCAUUCAGCAUCUUGACCCAUCUCGGACAGAUGGCGAUCUUUGGCGAGGUGAAGGUAUUUCACUACAUCAACAGCGCCGGUGAAAGCUUUAAUGUAACCAUCUGCAUGAGUUCUCGCCCGGAGAAGAAGCAGGUCUUCGCUCACAUCUACGCCAGCACCAUCUUCAUCCUUGUUUACGGCUCCACGUUCCUCACCACUUUGUUCCUGUACCUUCGAAUCCUCCGGCAUCUCAUCAAACGGAAGCACAUCAGCCCAGACCAGCUACUAAAAACAGGCGACGCCCCGCCCACUCGAAGAGGAGACAAGACGAAGGGGAACAGCGUGGCACCCAAGGCGUGCACCGAGGCAGUCCAGAAGACUUUCCGAAUGCUGACUUGCUCCGUGCUGUCCUAUCUCAUCUGUUACUCGCUGUACUUCUACAUAAAUCUCUACUACAUUUAUUACGGUUUGUCUGAGUGGAACGGCGUGACACUGAUCUUGCUUGGGAAUUGGUUCGGUGCGCUGAACUCUCUCAUCAACCCGAUCGUAUACGUCGUGUUUGUGGGUCGGUUCUGGAACGUCGUCAAGGCAUCUUUGACGAGGAGGUCCUCCGCUUUAAGCCACCCAACAAGGGUGUUGCCAGGAAGAGGUAGACGCGUCCCGAGACCAAGGCACAUGGCUGGAUCAACUCGGCAGUCCCCACGGAUUGCAACCAUCGACGGACUCAACGCGGAACUCGGCCGCUUGUAGGUUUUAUGAA
Messenger RNA from Acanthaster planci (crown-of-thorns starfish), 1528 nucleotides. Its product is annotated as neuromedin-U receptor 2-like. The record is from RefSeq and is a predicted model, not a curated record. Gene Ontology annotation, molecular function: G protein-coupled receptor activity. Gene Ontology annotation, biological process: G protein-coupled receptor signaling pathway. NCBI's taxonomy places the organism in Eukaryota, Metazoa, Echinodermata, Asteroidea, Valvatida, Acanthasteridae. Gene Ontology annotation, cellular component: plasma membrane.